AUGGCCACUUCUCACCACGGGACUGCGGGAGUACAAACCCCACUACUAGAUGACGUCGUAGAGGGUGCCGUCGACUACAAAGGCCGCCCAGUACACAGAUCCAGAUCUGGCGGCUGGCGUUCCGCGUGGUUUAUAAUAGGGGUGGAGGUUGCGGAGAGGUUCGCAUACUAUGGAAUCAGCUGCAACCUCAUCACCUUUCUGACGGGGCCUUUGGGGCAGUCCACGGUCACGGCCGCUGAGAAUGUCAACAUUUGGUCCGGAACGGCGUUGUUGCUUCCUUUGUUGGGAGCCUUUGUGGCUGAUUCUUUUCUUGGACGCUACCGCACUAUUGUUUUUGCUUCUCUGCUCUAUAUUUUGGAAGUAGGGAACAAACUUCCUAGGGGUUUGCCUUCAGCAGGGAAAGGGUCUGGGCCUUCAAUAAAGGCUAACUUGCAGAAGACAAAGAUAAGGGAAGCAGUCGUCAAGCUCCGGGUACCGGUGUGGUGCCGGCCGAAGGCUCUCCGAUGCUUAAGUCAGCUAAGAAAGGGACUAGGCUUGUUGACCCUGUCAGCCGUGCUUCCUUCUCUCACUGGUUCUGACUGCCAAAAGAUCAAUCAAUCCACAUCAUGUUCUUCUCAGUUUCAAGUAUUGUUCUUCUUCUUCUCUCUGUAUCUGGUAGCUGUUGCGCAAGGUGGACACAAGCCUUGUGUUCAGGCUUUCGGAGCUGAUCAAUUUGAUGCGUCAGAUCCAGAGGAGUGCAAAGCCAAAAGCUCAUUCUUUAAUUGGUGGUAUUUUAGCUUAUGUUUCGGUACCACAUUUACACGUAUACUAUUGACCUACAUACAGGACAACCUGAGUUGGGGUCUGGGUUUUGCAAUUCCUUGUAUUGCGAUGGUCCUUGCACUGUUUAUUUUCUUGCUCGGAACUAGAACUUACCGGUAUAGUAUCAAAGGGGAUGAGGAAAGCCCAUUUGUAAGAAUUGGAAGGGUGUUUGUCGCUGCAUUAAGGAACUGGCGAACUACUCCUUCAGCAAUAACUUCUGAAGAGGAAUCCCGCGGAACCUUGCCUCACGAAAGUUCUGAACAAUUCAAGUUCCUGAAUAAAGCAUUGCUUGCACCGGAUGAUUUGAAGGAAAACAGAAAGGUGUGUACUGUCGCUGAGGUUGAAGAAGCAAAAUCUGUUCUUAGGCUUUUUCCAAUAUGGGUUACAUGCUUGGCAUAUGCGGUUGUGUCUGCACAGGAUUCAACUUUCUUCACUAAGCAAGGUGCCACCAUGGACAGAACAAUUGCACCGGGCCUUGAUAUACCAGCCGCUUCACUUCAGACUUUCAUCAGCAUUACCAUUGUCAUCUUCGUUCCCAUUUAUGUUCGCAUUUUUGUUCCAAUAGCUAGAGUUUUCACCAGGAAACCUUCUGGAAUUACAAUGCUGCAAAGAAUUGGGAUUGGUAUGUUUAUUUCUAUUAUUUCCAUGGUAGUUGCAGCUCUAGUUGAGAUGAAAAGGCUCAAAACUGCCAAAGAUUAUGGUCUGCUUGAUAUGCCAAGUGCCACGGUUCCAAUGAGCAUUUGGUGGUUGGUUCCUCAGUACUUGUUGGCCGGAUUGGCCGAUGUUUUCACGAUGGUUGGUCUGCAAGAGUUUUUUUAUGAUCAGGUGCCAAAUGAAUUAAAGAGUAUCGGACUUGCCCUCUACCUCAGUAUUUUUGGUGUGGGAAGCUUUCUGAGCAGCUUUCUUAUCUCCGCCAUUGAUGACGCAACCACUUGGGCAGGGGAAACUAGCUGGUUUUCCACUAAUCUCAACCGUGCGCAUCUGGAUUACUUCUAUUGGCUACUUGGUGGAAUCAGUGUAGUAGAAUUGGCUAGCUACUUGUAUUUUGCGAAAUCUUACAUUUAUAAUAGGGCAGGUACAGUAUAA
Molecule: messenger RNA, 1887 nt
Organism: Prunus armeniaca (apricot)
Lineage: Eukaryota; Viridiplantae; Streptophyta; Magnoliopsida; Rosales; Rosaceae
Source: the annotation of a GenBank genome assembly